CCGGGGGGCGCGGCCGGGCAGCGGAACGGGCCGGGGCAGCGGGAGCAGCCAUGUCCUUCUGCUCCUUCCUGGGGGGAGAGGUGUUCAAGGAUCACUUCCAGCCGGGUAUUUACGUGUGUGCCAAGUGUGGCCAUGAGCUGUUCUCCAGCCGAGCCAAGUACGAGCACUCGUCACCGUGGCCAGCGUUCACCGAGACCCUGCGGGGGGACAGCGUGGCCAAGCGGGAGGAGCGCCCCGGGGCUCUGAAGGUGACGUGUGGCAAGUGUGGCAACGGGCUGGGCCACGAGUUCCUCAAUGAUGGACCCAAGAGGGGCCAGUCCCGCUUCUGAAUAUUCAGCAGCUCGCUGAAAUUCGUCCCCAAAGGUAAAGCUGACAACGACCUGAAGGAGAAGUAAGCGAGCUGCUGUGCCUGGCACUGCCCUGGCUGAUCCUGCCUUCACUCCUGCCUUCACACAGCAGGAGAACACAGGGAAGCUCCUGGAUUGAGUUUUCCCCUGAUUUCCUGCUCACGGUUCCCCCUUGAUUUCCCUGCCAAGCUUUCAUUCCCUGAUUUCCCUGUUUUCCCUGUUCCAGUUGCCCUCGAUUUCUCUGUCACGGUUCCCCCCCAUUUUCCCUGCUCCAGCUCCUCCUUGGGGCUGCUCCAGCUCCAUCCAAGGAGCUGCUGUGCCUGUGCUGAGCUCUGGGGAGGUUUUGCUGCUGGCUCCAGCCAAGGCAGGACAAUGUCCAGAGCCCAGGCAGGCGCUGAUGCAAUCCAGGCUCUGCUGGCACUCCCAGCAGUAACUCAGGAUUAGCUGAGGUCAGGGCUGGGUUAAUCCCUGGAGCUAUUCUGGGCUGGGAUCAUGGUAUGAACUGCCCUAUAUAAACCCUUCAGGGUGCUGGGGCAGGGAUGUUUUAUGGUCCCACUGAGCAGCAUCCAGGUGUUUUCCCCCCUGUGCCCACCUUGCCCAGGGCAGGGAUGGUUCCACAUCGGUUCCAUCCUCGACUCUGCCCCGGCCUUACACCUCACUGAGCACUGUGCAAUAAAUUCCAGGGGCACUCAGGCUCCUCCUGGCUGUGCCCUGCUGGGAAGGAGGCUGGGGUUAAGCUCACAGGCUGUGCUUGGCACUGCUGAGGCUCCAGGAAUUGCAUCUGCACUCCCCAGCGCUCCCAAGGGCUGCCACUCUGAUUCUCCUUAAUCCAACACCUCAUUUGUGGCCUUCCCUCCCUGUGCCAGGAGCCAAAUCCUCCUCUGGGAUGGACACACAAGGCUCUCCAAAGAGAGGAAAGGCUGUGGCUGACCCCUGGGCUUUGGGGACACAUUUGGGGCUUUUCUCUGCACGUGUUCUGCCUCAGCCCCACGGAUCCCAGGGCAGCAGGGGAGGUUUGCCAAGCCAGCCCAUUCCCUGGAGCUCACUGCUGGUCUUGUACCUCUCCAUGCUGACAAUAAAGCACUGAUUCACUGUG
This is a messenger RNA of Catharus ustulatus (Swainson's thrush), 1443 nucleotides long. RefSeq names its product methionine sulfoxide reductase B1 (gene MSRB1). NCBI's taxonomy places the organism in Eukaryota, Metazoa, Chordata, Aves, Passeriformes, Turdidae. Gene Ontology annotation, molecular function: peptide-methionine (R)-S-oxide reductase activity. The transcript is spliced from 4 exons. The record is from RefSeq and is a predicted model, not a curated record.